Molecule: messenger RNA, 2393 nt
Organism: Achroia grisella
Lineage: Eukaryota; Metazoa; Arthropoda; Insecta; Lepidoptera; Pyralidae
Product: glucose dehydrogenase [FAD, quinone]-like
Exons: 4
Coding region: 82-2346 (754 amino acids)
Molecular function (GO): oxidoreductase activity, acting on CH-OH group of donors; flavin adenine dinucleotide binding
Source: RefSeq, a predicted model, not a curated record
GUCACACCGUGGUAUUGUGCUAGUGGCUAAGUGGUUGCACCGGUAAUUAAGUGAUCGAGUUUAGUGACUUAGUGGUCAAAAAUGGCAACGAGAUGGCAACCACCGGACAUUGCCAAUGUGUGCCCGAACCAAAUAGCCCCCUUAACUCAGUGCUCGCAAACCGGCUUCAUGUUUCUAGCACUAGUUACUCAGUUAUUUGGGAAGUCCGUGGAUGACGAAUACUCAUACCCGGGAGAUAAUCCUUACCAGAGUAUUAACCAGCAACCGAGCUUCACUGGAUUUCCAUAUGGGACACCUGCAUCGGGAAUCAAUCAACAAACCUUCGGGCCAUCUAUACCGAAUACUGGGUUCACAAACUUUAAUCCAGGAUUUGGACCUUGGUUAACUAACUUCAAGGAAUCGGCUAACAAGCAUAAAACUACAACACAUUCUUUCGGCCCGAAGGGUAGCUACGGUGUAUCGGAAACAAUGUUUAAUUUUAAAGAUAGUUCUAUUAAUUCUGAAAGUGAUUCAUUUUCGAAUUUCGAAUCGACACGACCGAUACUCGAUUAUAAUUCGAUUGGCCGCUCUAGUACAUUUGAUUCUAAUACUGCGGACUCAAAUACAGUGACGGUGACUGAGAAAGCCGAAAAGAAAAGCAGGAAAAAGAGGCAUGCUGUUGAAGAGUAUGAUUUCAUUGUGGUCGGCGCAGGUUCAGCUGGCUGUGUGGUUGCCAAUCGUUUGUCUGAAGUAAAAAAGUGGAAGAUAUUGCUACUAGAAGCAGGAGGUGAAGAGCCUGAUGUCACAAGUGUGCCGGCUUUAGCACCCACAUUAGCUGGCUCCAGUAUAGACUGGGGAUACACAACACAGCCAGAAGAAUUGACUUGUCGAGCGCAACUUGGUCAACAAUGCCGUUGGUUUAGAGGAAAGACAAUGGGAGGUUCAAGUGCAAUCAAUUACAUGAUCUACAUGAGAGGAAACAGAAAAGAUUACGACUCGUGGGCUGAAUUAGGAAAUCAAGGAUGGAGUUAUUCUGAGGUGUUGCCGUAUUUUAAAAAAGCGGAAAAUAAUCAAGACAUAGAAUCUCACGAUUUAUACUAUCAUUCUACAAAGGGGCCUCUCAACGUAGAAAGAUUCGAGUAUGUCGAUAUUAAUACUAUGAUGUUAGUACAGGCCUUUAAUGAAAAGGGAUUACCAAUAAGAGAUGUAAAUGGUGCAUCUCAGAUAGGCACAGAUAUUGCGCAAUCUACCUCUAAAGAUGGGCGACGAUUUUCUGUAAACACAGCUUAUAUUAGAUCUAUACGGCAUAAAAGACCAAAUUUACAUAUAAUUACUAAAGCUUUUGUGACUAAAGUAAUGAUAGAUCCAUUUACUAAAACCGCAUAUGGAGUACAAUUUGUUAAAAAUGGUAUUGUACAUAAUGUGAGGGCAAGAAAAGAGGUAAUCUUAAGCAGUGGAUCCCUAAAUUCGCCAAAAAUUUUAAUGUUGUCAGGUGUUGGACCAAAGUCCCAUUUGAACUCUUUAAAUAUACCUGUUCUUGCUGACCUUAAGGUAGGUGAAAAUUUACAAGAUCAUGUUACUACAGAUGCUUUAAUUUUUACAUUAUCUAACAAAACUUCUACAGCAGUAAGUGGUAAUCAACUAUUGCAAGAAGUUCAGAAUUAUUAUAAUCAAUAUCCAAAGAAAAAUGGGCCUCUAUCAACUACACACACUCUAUGUGGUACAGCAUUUAUCAAAACUGAAUAUGCUGAUGAAGAUGCACCAGAUAUACAAUUUCAUUUCGACGGUCGCAAUGUAAGAGAGUUCUAUUCAGAUCCUACAACUUAUGUGGCUACAAAUAUAUUCCCACUAGCUUUUUAUGACGGACUUGCAGCAAGACCCUUAUUGUUGACGCCUAAAAGUAGAGGGUUUCUGUUUCUAAACUAUACCGACCCAGUUUUUGGUCAACCUUUAAUCUAUAGCAAAUUUUUCACGGUGAAACGAGAUUUAGAUACUUUAAUAUCCGGCAUACAAUUUGCUGUAAGUUUAGAAAAUACAGAAGCUUUUAGAGCAAGUGGUGCUAGUUACGUUAAGGUUCCUGUGCAAGCAUGUGCUAAUUACAUAUGGGGUACUUAUGAAUAUUUUCAAUGUAUAUUAAUGCAAUAUACUUCUACGAUAUAUCAUCCUGUAGGUACUUGUAAAAUGGGACCAAAAUGGGAUAACAGUGCAGUAGUAGAUCCAAGAUUAAGAGUGUACGGUAUAGCAAAUUUAAGGGUUAUUGAUGCAUCUAUCAUGCCAAAAAUUAUAAGAGGUAAUACAAAUGCACCUACAAUAAUGAUAGCUGAGAAAGCAACAGAUAUGAUAAAAGAAGAUUGGUUGUCAUUGUAAUGUAUAAUUUAAUUUAUGAGAUUGAUACGAUGUAAUAAAUAAUAAUA